This is a messenger RNA of Acanthaster planci (crown-of-thorns starfish), 4904 nucleotides long. RefSeq lists its product as uncharacterized. Gene Ontology annotation, biological process: protein phosphorylation. Gene Ontology annotation, molecular function: ATP binding; protein kinase activity. The record is from RefSeq and is a predicted model, not a curated record. NCBI's taxonomy places the organism in Eukaryota, Metazoa, Echinodermata, Asteroidea, Valvatida, Acanthasteridae.
GCCUCCGCUGUGAAAAAAAUCCCCUUGAUAGAAGUUUCCUAAAUCCUUCUUGUCAAUUUGAAGGUAGAGAGGUAAUCUUCUUUACCCAGAUACAAAGGCCACCUCGGCCGGUGCGAUAAUGUGUAAAAUUAUGCACACCCACCUAAGCAGUGUUAUUAAUACCGGCUUAGAUAUUGUAAGUGCGUGCCGUCGUUUGGUAACCGACGAAACACGGCGAACUGUGGUAGGAGUUGGACCAGUUAAUACCGAUAACUUUGCGCAUUGGAUCGAAGUGAGUCCGGGAAGUGGCUUCCGGUGAGCGAUUUUUUAGGAGCAACAUGGCGGGGAGGCUCCGCUAUGUUGGACGGUACAUCACCGAGGACAGAACCCUGGGGAAAGGCAACUUUGCCGUCGUGGAACUUGCCACUCACAGUGUCGUUAAAACCAAGGUGGCAAUCAAGGUGAUUGACAGAAACAAGAUCAAGGAGGACUACGUACGGGAGAACCUGUACCGGGAGGCCCGCAUCCUGGCCCAGCUGCGACACCCGAACGUGGUGCGACUCUAUGAGGCUAUAUCGUCAAGUUCAUUGUACUGCCUCGUCACGGAGUAUGCCGGCGGAGGGGACCUUCUGUCCUUCGUGCGAGGGCAGCGGGAGGGCCGACUCACCGAGGCCGUGGCUCGCCCGUUCGUCCGUCAGCUCGUCUCGGCCUUGCAUCACCUGCACGAGCGGGGAGUGGUUCAUAGGGACCUCAAGAUGGAGAACAUCAUGCUGGAUGAGGAGAGGAAAAACCUGAAGAUUGUUGACUUUGGUUUGAGCAAUACAUUCUCUCCAGACUGUUUGCUCAAGACCCACUGUGGUUCACCUGAGUAUGCUGCCCCUGAACUCUUUAUCACUGACCAGGAAUACGGCCCAGAGGUGGACAUAUGGAGCCUAGGCAUCAAUAUGUUUGCCAUGGUAACAGGGAGGCUACCGUUCUCCACGCCUUACUCGGAGAACAGGCGACAGCGACUGAUGCAACAAAUCCAGAAUGGCCUGGGUGUCAUCCACGGCAGAGAGAUGGCUCAUCUGUCUGACGACUGCCAGGAGUUGAUGUGCCAGCUGAUAGAACCUAGCCCUGAGCUACGCCUUCCCUUGCUGGAUAUCGAGAUCCACCCCUGGAUUACCAGUCUGGGAAAGAUGCCCUUCUGCCCUUACCAACAACCUCCUAAAGACAACGAAGUCAAGAGAUUGAUCAUUGAUAGGAUGGCCUGCUUGCUAAACGUAAGCGCAGCCAAGAUCGAGGCUAACGUCCACGAGUACCGGCUGGACGACGUCAGUGCAAUCUAUAACCUCAUGCUAGACCAGCACCGGCAGAGCAAAGGAUUCUGGGAUGUGGACCACACCCUGAAGAGGGAGGUCAAACGGCCCAAGCCAGUGGAGGUGGUGGUUCCCAAGCCGAACACACCCCCGCCGCCGCAAGGACCACCAGGAGAGGAGAACCCAGUAGUGGAGCACAUCAAACUGAAAACACCCACUGUCAUUGGAAUGGUUAGACCCAGUCAACAAAAUCCUGACAGACGAACAUGUUUGUCAGCAGAUUUUGAGCUGUCGGCUGUUUCAACUGAUGAGAGACCAAGGCAAAACCGAGCUAAGACAGCAACAUUCCCCCAGACUGGAACCAAGACCCGUCCUUUUGGCAAUGCAACAACAGCCAACAGUUUGAUGGCAAGGUACUACAAUUUUGGCCCUCCGUCCUCGGCCCAGCAAUCAAAGGUCAAUAGCUCUCCUGCUUCAUCACCCGCAAACAAUGCAGUGCUGCGCUCGUGCGGCUGUAAUGAUAAACCGAUGAAGUCCAAGACCAGGCAACGUUAUGGCAACGGUCAGCCACCCAGAAAUUUAAAGUCCGCUUCGAGGGAUAAGGAUGUCCAGUGUGAUUUAGCCACUAAUCACCAACCUCAUUCAGAGGGGGAUGGACCAGCCCCUGGGAGUAGCUGUUCUCAGCAGCACACCAAGCAGUUGGGUAGAAAGAUAAAUGUCGAUUUGGGAGAAACCCUCCUCUCAACUGACGAACAAGUCUCCCAAAUCAAAACCAAUGCAGAGGGUGCUCAUGAUGUCAAGGUCAUCGACAUGGCCAAGUAUUUCAACUAUAAACAUGGGUACAUUAUAAAAGAGACGAUAAUCUCAGAUGGCAACUCGGUAAAUGGUCAAGAUCCAUCGGAAGAUGAGUCAGAGGGCCACCACCGUCCAUCUGUGACACUCUGCAGUGCUAACCAGGACCAAAUCAUCUCUGAAACCUCCCGGCAAGACAUGCAUUCGGCUGAGAGCAGUCGGACAAGCAGCCCCGCAAAGACUGCUGCCCAGAGGAAUGAGCUGCUACGGCAACAGAUGCGGAUGCCCACUCGACCCGUGAACGCCCACUUCUGUCCCCACAUGGCCAACCCGAGCCUGCAGAAGACACUGCUCUUGACCAAGAGAGCUUGGCAUGCCCGUCACCCCCAACAACUGAAGAGAUCCAGCCGAAACCCUAAAGAAAAUUCUGGGCAAGGACCAGUGGCCCAAUUCAGCCACUCUGUGUCCAGAUCCGACAGCAACUCCCUGCGAGCCCGGCUCUGUACCCCAAUAGCUACCCUCCAAUCCAUGGAGGGUGGUGGUCAUCAGUGCCCUGCCAGAGCCCAGGCACAGCAAGGGGAGGACACCAGGUCGUCAGGAACUCCAAAGGGAGGCGUCAGGAGGAAUGCCAUGCCGCAGCGUUUGGACUGGAAAAGAUCCAGCUCCGGUAAGUCCAGAGCAUGGACUGAAGAUCGGGGAGCAGCGGUCAGAGAAAGUGCAGAGAUGGCAAGAGGAAUCAACACCAUGCAGAAAUUGCAGGAGAUGAUGAGCCGGGAUAACGUCCACCAGACUCUGCCCAGUGGAAAUAUCAGAGUGAAGUCCGCUAAAAUUGGGACGCCACGAUGCACCGAACGAUGCCAGAGUCUGCAGAGAAAAAGCAUACAAUCAGGAGCCAAUGGCAGAAGGGUGCCCUCAUCUGAGAUGCAUAAAUCGUGCACGGUGCAAGCUUACAAAGACCAAUACAUUAUGGACAGACACAAAGGUCAACACCAGAGAAGCCACACCCAUCCUCUCAGCAGUCAUGACAGAGUGGUCGACCUGAAUCAGCAACACAUGUUCAGCCUGCUGCAAGAGGCCUCCACCAAGUUCGAGGACUCACUGAAGGCCGAGAAGAAAAAGCAGCAGAGUCAAGCCGUCGGGGCAGUGGUGCAGGCAAAUCGGACCAAGGGCAACAAACCGAGUCAGACCCCAGCCCAUCCCAACAGGACAAAGGACAUUCAGCAGCAACAGCAGCAGCAGAACGUCCGUGGUGAAGGGCCUCCCCGUGGGCAUGACCAGAAUGACAAGGGCACUGUGGCCCUACAACUUGGACAGAGGGUACAGUUAGUGAGAGGUUCCCUUGCCAUCAACUCCACACCACCACCAGUCUUACCCAGCGGCAUGGCUCCAGAACAUGUCUUUAACGUACAGGCCAGCAGGGGCAAUCGUGAACAACCUGUCACAAAUGAAUCCAUCGAAAACAAGCAGUUGUCACACAGGGGGUGGGAUGCCGGUUACCGUCUGGAGCGUAAAGUGAGCGACACGAUCAAGAGGGCCGGUUCAGCUGUUGGGAAGACCCCAGACCUACUUCUCAACUGCACUUAGUCCCAGACAUCCAUCAUUUGUGUUCUAGGGGAAAGUAGUGAUGAGGAAUUUUUUGGUUGAGUCUACAAGGUCUUGCUGUCGAAAGGUCAUGGGGAUAUAGAAGAUAACUGAUGGUGAACUUCAUCGUUGCACCGCUCCACCAUGACUAACUACUGAGCUGUCCUUGUUUGAGCAUGCAUCAUCAUGAAUUCGCUAGAAUUAUUGUCAUGGCAUAUAUCAAGAUCUCUACCCAUAUGAGUUUCUUCAUUUGUAACUAGUACUCUCAGAACAAACCCCUGACUUGAAAGCUCAAGGGAAGUAGGGUGGGGGAGUCUACCACGGAGACUACUCAAUAUUCCACUCAUGCAAACAUUGCCAACAUUCGUGAUCUCUUUGUGCAUCCCGUCGGCGAGAGCUAAUUACGUUUGCACCAAUGCACCAGAAGCCUCAAGUCCGUCUGUUUUUCCCAGUUCAGCUCAAGGACUGUGCAUUUUUACUGUAAAAGGACUCAACCCGUGAAGUCCAUCACAGGUCGAAUGAAUACAGUUCACUUUAGUCUCUAGUCAAAUUGAAAGUUAUUAAAUUAUCAGCGACAAAAACCAUUCCCUUUUCAUCGCUCAUGCAUCAGUUUAACGCAAUGGAGUCUUUGAGUUUUGUGCUAGAGAGGUCAGUUUUUGAAAGUUUCUGUCCUGUGAUGUCAUGUUGCUUUUUCAGGGGGGCCUCGCUACACAGUCAGCUUUCAUUGCAACAGAAUUUGGUGAGACCAACUGGAUUACCUCGUUAUAACCAGAAACUUGUUCCGAAAGCACUUAAAAUCAUUGGGAUCUUAGAAUUCGUAUUUUGUUCUAAUAGCCCCUUUAUGUUGGUACUUAGUAUGGGAUUCUGCUCUGUUUAGAGAUGACCCGUUUGCAAGUAUAAUUUUUGCAAAAACCAUCAUUUUUAGUGAUUUUAAUUGAAAUGGCAAGGCUAACCCCUCGCAAAUAUUCAAUUUGUAGGAAAUCUUUAACAUUUGGAUCCUCAGAAAUUCCCUCUUUAAGGCUACAUUUUGUUAUAAUAGUCUCUUACAUAUUGGCACUGACUAUGGGAUUCUGCUCUGUUUAGAGGUGACCUUUUUGCUCUUGCAGUCUCAUUCAAGUUGAAGCCUUCAACUCAAGCCAGAUUUUGUAGGUGUACUGUUGCCAAGAGCACCACUUGUAUGGUUUUUAUUUAUUGUAUGCAGUUCAUCGUGAAAUAUGCAAAAAGUCAAAAUAAAAUACAUUCUGUGAUGCAAAA